Messenger RNA from Emys orbicularis (European pond turtle), 1609 nucleotides. RefSeq names its product T-cell surface glycoprotein CD8 alpha chain-like. Lineage: Eukaryota; Metazoa; Chordata; Testudines; Emydidae. Bases 26 to 859 code for a protein of 277 amino acids. The transcript has 6 exons. The record is from RefSeq and is a predicted model, not a curated record. Gene Ontology annotation, cellular component: external side of plasma membrane. Gene Ontology annotation, biological process: cytotoxic T cell differentiation; cell surface receptor signaling pathway; T cell mediated immunity.
AUUUUGGAGGCUGAGAAACUUUCCCAUGAUGUUUGCUGACAUCACAUCCUCCCCAAAAAGCACUAUGUCCUAUCAAGCCAGACCCGCAAAUUCAUCUUUGCUCUGCUGCGCCUUUCUUGAGAACAGUCAGCACAAGGAGAUAAUGGCCAGAUUCGUUUCUUUGCUGUUUUUUCUCAGUCUGAACUUGUGCUGCUGCAGGUCCCAGGACCAGGGAAGCAAAAUGAGUGUGAAGCUCCGCAGCGGCGGUAGCCCCCUUGCCCUGGGAGCCCCGGUGGAGCUGGAGUGUGUGAUCUCAGGCCCUGGGCUGUCCGACAGUGGCGUGUCCUGGAUGCGCCAGCACAGGCAGUCAGCCCCCCAGUUCAUCUUGUUCGUUACCUCCCUCGGCCGGGUGGCACCGACGGACAAUGGAAAAGCACCCGCACGCUUUGACGCAAAAAGAGAAAACAAAAACUACAGACUGACCGUGAAGUCCUUCCAGGAGCAGGACCAGGGCAAUUAUUACUGCAUCAUCAACCACAACCAGAGGCUGCACUUCAGUUCUGGGAUCCCACUCCACCUGCCAGCACCCUCCACCACAGCCCCCACUACGAAGGCGACCACCCCCGAGCUCAGCACCACCACCGGCAGCAAGGAACCCUGCAAACACUCCCCGAACACAGCGAAAGCCCCAAAGAAGGGGCUGGGUUUAUCCUGUGACUUUUACAUCUGGGUCCCCUUAACCAGCGCCUGCCUGCUCCUCCUCAUUGCCCUGCUGGCCACCAUCACAGUGUGUCAAAAAACCAGAAGACGAAGAUGCAAAUGUAAAAGGCCUAUGAAUGGGAGCAAUGGAAAACCCAGCAUGCCAAACAGAUACGUGUAACGUGACUGAGCCAUUUGCAUCUGGAUCUCCAAACAGGAGCUGUCACUGCAUAAACAAACCAUACGUCCAUUUGGAUUACUGAUUCUCGCCCUCGCUUUAUUUUUUAAAAUGUUCUUGUACUUUCUAUUCUGUUAAGUUUUAAAAGGCAAAUUCUUCAAAAAGAGCGUAUAGAUAAUGCUGGACACCAGCCACUUUCUACAUCAGUUCUAUUGCCUGGAUUUUAAAAUGUAGUUCCCUCCAAAAUUUUCUUGGUUGAAUCUUUCAAACUGGUUUCCAAGUCAUUAAAAAGAAAAAUAUGCCAAAUGACAUAGUCCAUAACUCUAGCAAAGCCCCCACUUACUGAAGUCUGCGGCACAAAUCCUGAGAUUUUUAUUGUCCUUACUCAGAUAUAUACCAAUUGACUUCAACAGCUAAGUAAAGACCUCAACAUUCAGUCUGUUGGGAAUUUUGCCUGCAUAAAAACCGAGUAAAGACUGCCAGAUUAGGCCUGCCACGACAAAGUGUAUGAUCCGCAGCAACUGAAGUCAGUGAAAAGCUCUCAUUCACUUCAGUGAUGCAGGACUGGGGCCUUCGUGAAGACAUUUUUAUUUGUGAUGCUGCCUACAAUGGGGAAAGGAGAUCAAAGGUAUUUAAUCUAAUGAGCAUCCCAAUGCCAAGCUAACUGGUAGUGGGGCAUUAGCACAAGCUAAUUUUAAUUUUUUAAUUUUAAAAUGGGGCAAAAGGCCAGAUAAGUUUGAACAAUCACAGAGU